Periconia digitata is the source of this 538-nucleotide messenger RNA. Lineage: Eukaryota; Fungi; Ascomycota; Dothideomycetes; Pleosporales; Periconiaceae. The record is from the annotation of a GenBank genome assembly.
CCCCUGCGUGUUGGUCUGAAUAGCACAAUUCAUUGGUGACUCUAUACCAACCGAUCUGUUUGCUUCGAAACACUUGAUUAUAUAAACCCAUUUGCCCACCACCUUACCACUUUUCAUAAUCAACCACCACAUUACUGCAGUAUCUCCUUCAACCAAGCCUUCCAUCUUUUGGCAUAUAUCUCCUGUCUUUACCGAUACACAAAAAAUGCCCGGAUACGGCGCCGGCGGUUUUCGCAACACCGGCAAGGGCAAAAGCAAGGCCAUAGAGCCUGAGGACUUAGACGAUCCCUACAGGGUAAGCAUAUCUUCGUCUCAUUGCGAAAUUAACAGCGAGAAUACCCACUUACGCAAAACCCCAGCCUAUCCUCCACCAACUCCAGUACCGAUCGCACGUACACGAUCUCAAGGUCUACCACUAUACCGCAAUCCCAUUCAACCUGCGGGCCCUGGCGGAGUAUUUCACGACUGCAGGUAUAGGAUUCAGCGCGAGACUAGAAUCCCCACCCAUGCUGAUCCAGCAAGUUGCCAAAGGAGAUAA